UUUUACCAGAGGGAAAAUAUUCCCGUUAAUAUUAUAAGAAUUUGAUUUAUGUAGUUUGCAUAACAAUUUAAUGACAGAAAUGGAAAGUUUGUCACCUUUUUGAGUAACAUUUUGUGAAACAACAGGCGAAUGUAUCGUGUCGCAGUCAAUGGAAGAUAAUGAGGAAAGCAAAUCCUCAAAUCGACGUUCGAAUCGCGUUAGUUACGAAUGCAAAAUUUGUUGCAAAACCGUCUAUUCCAAGUCGCACAAACAGUUCCACGAUGAAGUACACCGAACUACCCGGUACGCCUGUAACCGUUGCAACAAAACCUAUGUACACAAGCGUGAUUUGGAGCUGCAUCAUAAACAGCACAAUGCACCGAGUCGUUUCCAUUGCAGCAGAUGUACGGCCAGCUUCGACAGUGCGGCUCAUUUGCAGACACAUAAAGAAUCGAAACAUACACCGAAGGAGAAGUUUGCAUGCGAACUGUGUCCGCUGAAGUUUACACUUAAGGGCAACCUUACCAAGCAUCUCAUAGUGCACGACGGUAGCCGUUCCUUUUCAUGCGACCAAUGUGGUAAAACCUUUCUGCGCACAAAUGCGCUGAAGCACCAUAUGUUGAGUCAUCGCGUGAAGCGUUAUCAAUGUCAGUCUUGCAGUAAAGAGUUCAUCGAUGCCCGCAACCUUGAACGGCACCUAAAAACACAUUCGCGGCUGAAAGGUUUCAAGUGUUCGAUCUGCGGCGUUACGAGUACGCGCAGGGACAAUAUUGUACGGCAUGCGAAAAGCUUCCAUCCCGAAGGUGAUCUCAAAGUUAUCGUUCUUGCGAACGGCAACAUCAAUAGUGGUGAGAUAGACGCGAUCAAACAGGAAGCUUUAAAGAGCACCAAACCGGCACUUUCCACACCGGCAAUUCGGGUCAGCGUUAUACAGGUGAUUGGAACGCCAAAAACGCCACUUCCGUUGGUGCAGUCAAAUGGCGAUUGUUCAUCUGCGAUAAACGGCUCGCCGGGGCGUGAAUCGAAUCACAUCAACGCUUUACCCUCCGCUAGACAGGAAACACCAAAAGCUUCUUUUAAUGCUCGUCUCGACAAUCUAGAACUAUACCGAAAAAUCUUAAAACCUGCCACUACGCAAAAUAGCAGUAGUUGCAACACUGGUGCCAACGGUCGAAUGACGGAAGUAGGUCAAUCUAACCUCCAAGCUGAUGAUAGCGGGACGCUUAAAGCCGAUCGUCUACCAUCGGCUGAACUCGGCAGUUGUAAUAAACUAGCCGUAAAAACGGGCGAAGACGAUGAUGCUGCUGCUGGUGGUGGCAGUAGUACUACCAAUAGCAGCAGCAGCGGUCUAGGAUCUAUUAAUAAUUUCUGUGAAGUUCACUGGCGUAAGCGUACCUCGCAGUACUUUAUUACGAGCAGCAAGGCGCAGACAGAACGUCCGAUUGUGUAG
Molecule: messenger RNA, 1429 nt
Organism: Anopheles funestus (African malaria mosquito)
Lineage: Eukaryota; Metazoa; Arthropoda; Insecta; Diptera; Culicidae
Product: zinc finger and BTB domain-containing protein 24-like
Exons: 2
Coding region: 149-1429 (426 amino acids)
Biological process (GO): regulation of transcription by RNA polymerase II
Cellular component (GO): nucleus
Molecular function (GO): DNA-binding transcription factor activity, RNA polymerase II-specific; RNA polymerase II transcription regulatory region sequence-specific DNA binding
Source: RefSeq, a predicted model, not a curated record